CCUCGAAACACAGGUAACCCAACGAAUUUACAGCUGUCUCCUAGUAUCCCACAGUGCACAGGGGUCAUUACCCAUGAUGCGUAGCGUGUGUAGGAGGGUUUCAUGGCUGAUUCUGACGAAGAACGAACCAAGGCAAAACUAGUAGUGAACCAGCACUAUGACGAGACAGUUGAAGUCAACGACGACGAGGAAGUAGCCAGUACCUUUACCCCUAGUCCACGCCCGGGCGGAGCAUCAAGGCCAGGUUACGCUCCUGGUCGGGAUUCAAUGUCUAUGACUGACCAAAGUGACGAUGAGUUCAACCAUGACAAUCUAGAACAGGGCAAGAGCCAGCCAGAUUAUCAUCAGGGUGGUGGUGCGAUGACAAAUCCUGCUAAUAAUGCACCUCCGCCCCGCCGCCCUCCUCCACAAAGCAUGGGAGGAGAUGAUGAUGAUGAUGACGAGGAUGAUGAACAGAGUGACAGCUCAGAUGAUGACGACGAUGACGAUAACAAUCAUGGACCUGCUGUUGAAGGAGCAUAUGACCCUGCAGACUAUGAACACUUGCCUGUCAGUCAAGAGAUCAAAGAGCUGUUUCAGUACAUCACCAGAUACACGCCUCAGUCUAUCGACCUGGAGCACAAACUGAAGCCCUUCAUACCUGAUUUCAUCCCUGCUGUCGGGGAUAUUGAUGCCUUUAUCAAGGUGACUCGUCCUGAUGGAAAACCUGAGACCCUUGGUCUCAUUGUACUGGAUGAACCCACGGCAAAACAGUCAGACCCAACAGUGCUUGACCUACAACUAAGGACCAUCUCAAAGCAGACGAAUCUCAAAGCUAUGACUGUGAGAAGUAUUGAAGAUCUGGACCAGAACCCAAAAGCUAUUGAUACCUGGAUUGACAGCAUAAGGGAGCUUCACAGGCAGAAGCCAGCACCCACAGUGCAUUACCAACGAAAUAUGCCAGAUAUCGAGACACUAAUGCAGGAAUGGCCGUCUGAAUUUGAGGACCUACUCAAUACUGUUGGUCUCCCCACUGCUGAUCUAGAUGUUGAUUUGCCACAGUAUGUGGAUCUUGUGUGUGGCAUUUUAGACAUCCCAGUGUCUGUCAAUCGAAUCCACUCGCUACACGUGCUGUUCACCCUAUUCUCAGAAUUCAAGAACUCCCAUCAUUUUCACCAGCUGGCUAGUCAGAACCAGCUAUCCAACGAGUUGAAGAAGCCAAGUGUGACAGACAUGGGGGAGUUGUCGGCAGGAGUAGAUAGCCUUAGUAUGGACAACUCGCAGACCAUGACCUUUGAGUAGUAUCUGUUGGUCAACAUAUGAGAGGGGUGGGUGGGCCAGACAAUGAUAAAACACGAACCAUGACCUUUAAGCCUGCGUAGCAAGCGUUUCUUUGAAGUUUUAGCAGGAAUAGAAAGCGAGCAAAGAGUUUUGUUCGCUCAGUUUUGUCCUUUAUUUCCGUUGAAACUCCACAGAAACGCUUGUUACGCAGAGUAAACCUUUGGGUAGCAUCUUUCGGUCGACAUGGAAGAACUGGGUUGGUAGUUCGAGUAUGGAUACCUCACAGACCGUGACCUAUGAGUAGUAUCUUUUUUCUACAUAUGGGAGGGGUGGGUGAGUAGGUCAAGCAUGGACAACUCAUAAACCAUGACCUUUGAGUAGCGUCUUUUGGUCGACAUAUGGGAGGGAUGGGUUGGUAGGUCAAGCAUGGACAACUCAUAAACCAUGACCUUUGAGUAGCAAUCUAGGAGUGUCUUUGGCUCUAGUGCAAAUAAAAUUUCCAGACAAAUGUUUAAGAAUUUUCUGUUAUAGUCAUAUGCCAAUCAAAAUAUUUUUUUUUCUGUUUUGAAUGCUAUCACUAGGUUCUUAAAUCUAGAGACCAUGCCUUUUUGCUAUCUUUAAACACGAAGUUCCGCUAUGAAAGGGGAAGCUCCUCCAACCCCUGGCUCAAUUUUGCAAUUAUAAUCAGAACACUGCCACGCUAUCUGAUUGUUCUUGAGCCCGGGGUUGGGAGGAGCUUUCCUUUUUAUAGCGGAACCUCGUGUUAAGGGCUAAAAUUGCAUUGACCACACCCAUUUCGCUAUCCCUAAGGGUUAAGAUUAAUCGAGUCCCCCCUCUUGCGUUUGUCAGCGUCUGUAGUAGAUAGUGGUAAUAUUGUACUUUACAAUAGACUGAACAUUUGUAAAUAUAAAGCAACCAUAUACUCUUAAGAACCAGACGUUUCUGGUUAUUUAAAUAAACUUAUAAUAAAACAA
This is a messenger RNA of Nematostella vectensis (starlet sea anemone), 2234 nucleotides long. Its product is annotated as intraflagellar transport protein 46 homolog. Gene Ontology annotation, cellular component: motile cilium; centrosome; intraciliary transport particle B. The coding region runs from base 103 to 1281 and encodes 392 amino acids. Gene Ontology annotation, biological process: cilium assembly; intraciliary transport. The transcript is spliced from 12 exons. Lineage: Eukaryota; Metazoa; Cnidaria; Anthozoa; Actiniaria; Edwardsiidae. The record is from RefSeq and is a predicted model, not a curated record.